AGACAGACUCCAGCAUCUUAACCUGUGUGGUCGCUUACUACUCUGGUGACAAUGCCCUAAAAGUGACAUAUACCAACAAGCAAUAAUUCAUCUUAUGAAAGGCAAUUCUCGAACAGAUCAAUGAAAACAAAACGAUGACCAGUUGUGGUCUCCAGUCCUUGAAUACGCUGAUGGUUGUAUUUUCUGUGCUCCUACCAACAGCACUGUCUGCGCAUUUUCGAGUCUGUGAGCCAUAUACAGACUACAAGGGCCGUGAGCAUUUCGGAUUCCACUGCCCACGCCUUUCUGACAAUAAAUCGUACACCUUUUGCUGUCACCAUAACAACACCGUGUUUAAAUACUGCUGUAAUGAGACGGAGUUUCAGACUGUUAUGCAGAUGAACUUAACGGGGAAUGCAGAUGGAUAUAUGCAUAAUAAUUACAGUGCAUUGUUAGGAGUGUGGAUCUAUGGGUUUUUUGUUGUGGUCUUGCUGGUACUAGACCUUUUAUAUUACUCUUCAAUGAACUAUGAUAUUUGCAAACUAUACCUAGCAAGAUGGGGAAUCCAGGGAAAAUGGAUGAAGCCGGAACCAAGCCGGUGGAUUAAACCUUCUCAGGACCCAAGACAAGUACAGACUCAGCCUCCACCUCAGCUUCAGACAUCACAGGCUGUGCAUCCGUUCAAAGAGGAAGCUUUAAAUCCACCACUGAUGUCUUUUCCAAGUUCAACAGCCUG
Messenger RNA from Gekko japonicus, 715 nucleotides. RefSeq names its product KIAA1644 ortholog (gene SHISAL1). The annotation marks the transcript as partial. The record is from RefSeq and is a predicted model, not a curated record. NCBI's taxonomy places the organism in Eukaryota, Metazoa, Chordata, Lepidosauria, Squamata, Gekkonidae. The transcript has 4 exons.